CUUUUCUUGCCGCAGGAGUGAUUCUCAGAUCAGUAGACAUGCUCUGUUCCCUCGUCCUAUUGACGAUCACUGAGCGAGUUGUUCGCUCCGACUCCGAAAUGACGUCGUGUCCGAGGAGUCCUUCUCGGAUGGAGAAAAACUCGAGGUAGAAACUCAUUGGAGUUUUAGCCACUGGGGCAGGAUCUUCGGCCAAAGGUGCCUAAUAAUAGCUUUUCCAGGGGCAUCCUGCCCCACCGUGCACAGCCUCACUACCCCGUAUUUUCGCCUCAACAUAGCUGCUUCAAAUUUCCUUCGAGAACUCAUGGCGCAACCUCAACAACUUCAGCAUCAUGCCCUCAUCUGAGAGAAAGUCCCCAAUGGCCUACGGACCAUGGAAACUCUUUCGUUUUGUGCUGCGCGUUAUCUUGUCUGCCGUGCUGGCUUGGUUCGUUCUCGCGCUGCUCUGGGCCUUCAUUCCCUCUCCAUUGCGAGACCACGACCCCGACAAUGGCAGCAUUCAUGCCACAUCUCGAUUGCGCGCUGGCAAGACCCUUACCAGAGUAUAUGACUCCCAUUACUUUCGCAUCGAACACAAUAAUCGACAAGGCUUCGCAAUCGACUACAAGCUGGACAUGAACGACCUCACAAUCACAAUCGAUGGUGCCGACCAUCCACUGCCAAUAUUUAAGCAAGGUCAGACGGUGGACAGCGUCACGGAGCAGAUCAACGCCACAGCACGAAUCGGAGACCGAGACGGGGCCAAUCUCCCCUGGUUCGAGUUCGCAGACGCGGUACUGCUAUACUGGUGGAUACAAAAAGACGAUCCACAAUUCCUCGUGGACAUAACUUGGACCGUGGAAGGGGAUGGGGAAGAUUUUCUGCGGAGGAUGGAGGUCCGGGUUGCGGGACGUCCUGGUCGAAGAGCGCUCCUCACGCUCGAGAUGCAAGGCUCUGACACGUCAAGCAUCGUUGUCGAAGCCCCAGAGAGACCAUACUCUUUUUCGCCGUCCGAGACCUAUCCAGUCCGCGUUGCGCUCAUUCACGUCAUUGCACCCACGGCUGUGUUUGUCAAUGGCCUGCUCGGUGGUUUCGUGGGACAGGCCAUCGAGUCGGUCGUCACUACAAUAUUCGUCCUUUUCGUCAUCGCAGUGUAUGGAUUCUUUGCCUUGGCGAUUAUGUUUUCUAUAGGGCGCUGUGUUGGAGGACCGUCUUUCGAAGUUGUGGUUGAGAGAACACAAGCUCGCUUGGAUAACUUGCGGGAGAAUGAAAGGUUGCGGGGUUCAAGGAUUGAGGUUUUGCAGGAGAGGUUGGAGAGGCUGUGUCAGAAUGAGAGAUUUAAGAGAGCAGUGGAGAUUUGUAGGAAUGGAUGGCAUCCGGAAAGAGAGAUGGCGAGGGCUGCUGAGGUUGAGAUUGACGUGGAGAAGGAAGCUUCUCCGAAGGAAGGGCUCGAUUGAGAGCCUCUUGGCUCUGCGAUUACAUAAGUUGCGCCUGCGGACAGGCACAAGGUACUGCUUAUAAGAAAGUUCGAUACACUGGAUUCGUUUCGCCUCUGCUUCAUAUCACGGAAAGCCCCUCCUUGGCUCCCGCGCCAGUUCCGCUU
This is a messenger RNA of Hyaloscypha bicolor E, 1579 nucleotides long. RefSeq lists its product as uncharacterized. NCBI's taxonomy places the organism in Eukaryota, Fungi, Ascomycota, Leotiomycetes, Helotiales, Hyaloscyphaceae. Bases 330 to 1433 code for a protein of 367 amino acids. The transcript has 3 exons. The record is from RefSeq and is a predicted model, not a curated record.